Molecule: messenger RNA, 390 nt
Organism: Linum trigynum
Lineage: Eukaryota; Viridiplantae; Streptophyta; Magnoliopsida; Malpighiales; Linaceae
Source: the annotation of a GenBank genome assembly
AUGCCGCCGCCGAGUUUGCUGCAGAGUCGUCGCCGCCGAGUUUGCUGCAGAGUAGUCGCCGCCGAGAUCUCCUCCUUCGUGCAAGGUCGCCGGCGUCGAGACUCCGACUUCGCUGCUUCGCCGCCGCCGCCGAGAUCUCCGCCUUCGCUGCAAGACGUCGCCGCCGAUAUCUCCGAUUCGCAGCAAGGUCGCGCCGCCGAGAUAUCCUCCUUCGCUGCAAGGUCGCCGCCGCCGCCUAGAUCGUCGUCUCCGCCGCCUAGAUCGUCGCCGCCGCCGCCUAGAUUUGCUGCCGCCGAGUUCCAAUCACCGCGCGUCGUCUGCGUUCGGGGAGAGGAAGAAAGGCAGAGGAAAGGGAGAGAGAAACGGGGGGAGAGAGAGGGGGGAAACUGA